Molecule: messenger RNA, 802 nt
Organism: Argiope bruennichi
Lineage: Eukaryota; Metazoa; Arthropoda; Arachnida; Araneae; Araneidae
Exons: 5
Coding region: 32-802 (256 amino acids)
Molecular function (GO): calcium ion binding
Source: RefSeq, a predicted model, not a curated record
UUUCAUCUAUUGUUUGCAGGAUAAUUUGGCUAUGGAUUCUGAUUGCGAAUCUGAAAGGUUGUAUUUUGGAAGAACCAGACAUCCCCACUGCAAAACGUGCGUCUGUCCCCAAGAAGUUAAGCUGAAGAGCAAGGUCGUUGUUCAAACUCGUCCACGCAGGACACCACCUCUCCUGCCGAAAAAAUGCUGUUGCGACUGCCACUGUCCACUGGAGGAGGAUAAUUGGAAGACGAAGCAAGAAGUUCGCACAUUGUAUCACGAAGCCAAAACUUCUCCAACUCGAUUAGAGAGACGAGUCCACUCAGACCACAAAUACACACUUUUGGAGAACUGGUUCAAACGAUUUGACUUCGAUGGCAACGGGCUCAUUGAUUUGUUCGAGCUGCGAACGAUGCUGAACUUUCUGGGCGUUAGCGUUGGAGAAGAGUACUGCAAGCGACUACUGGACAGGGCUGAUAGAGAUCGAGACGGAAGUCUGACAUUUCCAGAGUUCCUGCUAAUGUGGCGUGAAGCACAGGAUGAGGACGAAUUGAUUGAAGUUAUUAGAGAGCAUGAUCUGUACCCGGAUGUUGUCAAAAUCGAUUAUUUUCGGAAACAACGACCGGAGACUCAGGUGACAGAAACUGUAAAGCGCAGCUAUGGUCGAAACCACCAUCACCACCACCAUUGCUCCUGCGGAUGUCAGCAGACGACGACGACGAAAACUUAUCGCAAAAGCCCGAAGGAAGAGAGUGUAGAGUACAAAACAAAAGUAGCCCACAGAUCGAUAGAGAGACUGCCGGUUUUCUCAUGUUACAGAUAA